This is a messenger RNA of Mercenaria mercenaria, 1444 nucleotides long. RefSeq lists its product as uncharacterized. The transcript is spliced from 9 exons. The coding region runs from base 40 to 1191 and encodes 383 amino acids. The record is from RefSeq and is a predicted model, not a curated record. NCBI's taxonomy places the organism in Eukaryota, Metazoa, Mollusca, Bivalvia, Venerida, Veneridae.
CACAAACGACUAAACUUGCACGCAUGGCACGAUAUUCUCAUGCGUUUGGCGGGAAAUCGGAUAUUGCGGCUAUAUAAGGAACAACACGUGGCGCUUGCGCUAUCCAGUCCCGAAACCACUAACAGAAACACUGAUCUCAAGAUGUUGCCGUACGUUGUGUGUGCCGUCCUACUCGUGACGUCAUUUACAAAUGCAAACGAAUUAGAUGCCGACACUUUAGAGGGGUUCCAGUCCGCAAUUUAUGGAAAGAUCAUGGCACAUUUAGAUGCCGAGUACCAACUCCUUCAGCCCGCAAUUGCCCAACAAAACCAGAGCAUGGAACGGUGUAGGGGUCUGAUCAACGCAGCUCAGGAAACCUGUAAAACCUGCGCUAGCAGUCGUUGCCAAGGGGACUUCGGAGACUGGAUCAUGGGUGGCUUUGGUGAGAUGGCUGGCUGGUUUAAGGGAGCUGGCAAUAGUUUCGUCGACUGGCAAGGCUGGCAGGACCUUGGCGGCUUCUUCGGGGAUAUUGGUGACUGGUUCGGAGGUGCCGGAAAUAGCUUCGUCAAUUGGAAGGGUUUUGAUGACAUGAAAAACUUUUUCGGCGGCAUUGGCAAUGCAUUCUCAAGCGGGUUCAACACUGUUAAAAACACUUUCGGCAAUUGGGGCAAUUCUAUUGGCAGUGGACUGAGCAAUUUUGGAAAAUCGUUUACCAGUGGAUUGUCCAGUGUAUUUGGACGACGUCGCCGUGACGUUGGACCACUUGCAAUGACGUCACGCAAACUUCAGAUGAUCAGACAUCGUUAUAUGGCGAAACGAGUGGAGGAACUUGACCCAGAAACCAGACGGUGUAUGGAGCAAUGUAACGAAUGCACACCUUUUCUCGGAGACCAAACUGCAUUAAUAGGCGGAGUGUGUGGUGAUCAGAUCUUACUUGAUCAAGCAGCAAUGUCGGAGGUGAUGACCAACAUGCAGGCGCUCUUCAAUGCCAAUGGAAACCCCCUACAAGGAACAACGCCAAUCGUCUCCAAGAUCGAAUUCGACCAGUCUGACUUCAGCUUUACCGACUUCAGUGUGGGAGGAGGUUACGUCACUGCAAAAACUCCCAAUGGCGUGGUUAGGUACCCAAGUAACUACAGGUACAAGAUGCAAUCACCACAAACCACCGCGGAAAAUUUAGCGCAGGAACUGAUUGAAAAAUGGAACAUUUAGAUAUUGAAACUGAACUUCUAGUGAUAUACACGAUUUUUGAAUGAAUAUGGACUUUAACGUGCAGUUACUAGUAAAUGUAGGUUAAUAACAAUAAUAAACAGUUUCAGCACGAGAUUAAUCUGUCCAAGGAAGCCAUACAGCCAACAAAUGUCUCGUGCAACAUUAACAAACCCAUCUGAAUGUUUGGUUUUUGUUUAGUUUUUGAUAUUGUUAAUUGUUUAUGUUUUGCAUUAAUAAAUGUUUGUGACUACAA